AUGCCCAAUGUGCUGGAAGCCGCCAUCCACUGUGAACGCUAUGGAGCCCAAGGCAUUACCGUGCAUCCAAGACCCGAUGAACGGCACAUUACCUAUCAAGAUGUGCGGGAUUUAAAGCCGUUAUUAACCACCGAAUUUAAUAUAGAGGGCAAUCCCCAAUACCCAUCGUUUAUUGAUUUGGUACUGGAAGUUCAACCCCAUCAAGUGACCUUGGUACCCGAUGCCGAUGGGGCCUUAACUUCAAAUGCUGGUUGGGAUUGUAAAACCCAUGCCGAUUAUUUGAAAGAUAUCGUACGCACCUUUAAACAGGCCAACAUUCGCACGUCCAUAUUUUUGGAUGCCGUUCCCAGCAUGGUAGAAUAUGCGGCCCAAACAGGGGCCGACCGAAUUGAACUCUACACCGAACAUUAUGCCCAUUAUCAUGCGCUCCAUCAAAAAGAACAGGCCAUAUCGGAUUAUAUAUCCACGGCCCAAUUGGCACAAUCCAUGGGUUUGGGUAUCAAUGCUGGCCACGAUUUGGAUACUCACAAUUUGGGCGAUUUAAUAGCGGCCAUACCCUUUAUUGAUGAAGUAUCCAUAGGACAUGCGUUAAUAUCCGAUGCCCUUUACGAUGGACUUGAAACCACCAUUCAAAAAUACCUUAAAAUUAUUGAUAACGCCCAUGCCCGAAUUGUAUAG
Molecule: messenger RNA, 678 nt
Organism: Notodromas monacha
Lineage: Eukaryota; Metazoa; Arthropoda; Ostracoda; Podocopida; Cyprididae
Source: the annotation of a GenBank genome assembly